UCGCACGGGGAGCGCAGAGCGGAGCAGCCGCAUACACACCGAGCGCCAGGCGGACGUGGCCCGGCUCGCGAUACGAAGCGCGUCAGUGUCAGUGUGCGAGCGUGUCAGUGUGUCAGUGUGCGAGAGCGUGUCAGAGUCAGUGUGUCAGCGUGUCCAGCGCAAUUGUGUGCCAGUGAGUGCCCCAGUGAGAGUGCGCCAGUCAGUGGAUCAGUGCGCCAAGGCCUUGUCUGGUGGCCCCAGCGGCCCAGUCAGUGCACUCCCCUCAGCCCAAACUCUUCGAUCAACGACAAGGAUUACCCAUCUGAACGGAUAACCACCUGGAGCAGCACUGGAAGGAGGGCACCGCGAUGCCAGAUCUCGCCGGCUGGAGGCCUUCACUAGAGCCCCUGGAGGGGCAGCUCGGGGGCGGCGCGCUGAGGCCGGCGGCGGCGGCUGCGGCGGCGGCUGCGGCGCGGCCGUGGGGCGGCGGGCGGCCAUGAGGCUGCUGGUCGCGCUGCUGCUGCUGGGGGCGGCGCGGGCGGCCGGGGGCGGGGCGUCGUCAGGGGCCGCAGCCGGGGGGCCCAGCGGGGUCCACAACGCCCCGCUGCAGCUGCCCACCUUCCAGAUGCCGCACGGCCGGAGCCUGUGCGACCUGCGCGCCGGCCAGGGGCCGCGGCCGCUCUGCGACUGCGACCUCGCGUGGGGCCGCAUCAACUGCUCCUGCCCGCCGCACUACCAGGAGGAGGUCGUGCUCCGGUCCCGGGGCUCGGCGCACCUGCCGCCCAACGCGCGGGAGGUGACGGUGCAGGGCUGCGCGCGGGUGCGCGUGCCGCAGGCGGCCUUCGCGGACCUGCCCGAGCUGCGGCGCGUCACCAUCGCGGGCGUCGGCCAGCUGCGCGUCGAGUCGUACGGCUUCAGCUGGAACGAGAGCACGGCGUCGGUGCUGCCGAGCGAGGUGCUGCCCGUGGGGCCGGCCGGCGGCGUGCACGUCAACAUCACCAACACCACCGUCCCGGAGCUGCCCAGCUUCGCGUUCCUCGGCCGGCUCGAGUCGGUGGCGCUCGUCGGCGUGCGCGUGGGCGCCGUGCGCGCCUUCGCCUUCGCCAGCCUGCGCUCGCUGCAGCGGCUCUCGUUUGAGCGCUGCGACCUGGACCAGAUCGAGUCGCAGGCCUUCAAGAAGUUCUCCGUGGACCAGCUGGUGCUGCGCGGCGGGCGGGUGCGCAGCGCGUUGCCCAGCCGAGCCUUCCAGGAUCUUGACGUGCGAAGCGAGCUGACGGUGGACGGCGUGCAGUUCGACGCGGUGCACAGCGCCGCCUUCAACGUCCGCGGGCCGACGGGGCCGCGGCGGGUCACCAUCACGCAGAACGUCAUCAGCUUGCUGAGGGGGGAGGCCUUCUCCGUCGUGGCGCACGGCCCGGUGAUCGUCAACAACAACCGGCUCGGGCGCGUGGAGACGGGCGCGCUGCUCGCCAUCACCGUGGACUGGUUCACGGCGGUCAACAGCGGACCGCAGGUGCUGCGCUUCGAGAACAACACGAUAUCGGCGUUCGAGGACGGCGCCGUCAUGUUCAACACGACCGGGAUGGACGUGCGCGUGUCGCGCGUGCUGCUCGACAUGGCGUGCGACUGCGCCGUGCUGGACUCGUGGGGCCGCGACCUCCUCAACGUGCCGCGGUACCCGGCACCGCCGCUGCUGCCCGCCGUCGCGCCCGACACGCUGUUCUGCCGGGUGGACCGGCUGGCGCGGGUGCGGGGCGCGACGCCGGGCGCGUACGCCACCGUGGCCGACUACAAGACCAACAGCUGCGGCUUCUUCUCCUUCAACCUGGACGUGCUCAUCAUCGUAGCCCUGGCGCUCGGCGUGGCCUUCCUGGCCGUGCUCGUGCUCGCCGUCAUCUGCUGCCGGCGCCGGCGCCGGCGGAGGCGCCGCUGGGCGGCCAAGGGCGCCGGCAGCAACGGCACCAACGGCAGCCGCACGCCCACCGUCAUCCGGGACAUGGACAUCUCGGACGACAAGGAGGUGCAGGAGGCGCUGCGGCGCAAGGGCAGCCGGCCGGGGAUGCAGUUCAAGCGCGUCAUCCAGCCCGAGGAGGAGCACCGCAUGCUCAAGGGGCCCGGGCCCGGGCCCUUCACGCUCGUCGUCCCCGACGGCAGGGUGUACCGCGAGACGGAGCUCCACGUCAUCGUGGAGCGGGCCGAGCCGCUGCGGGAGCUGCGCGAGCGAGAGCCCAUCCAGGAGCCCGGCGGAUGACCCCGCGCCGCCCCCGGUCCCGUCCACGCCCCUGGCAACGGCCUCGUACUGGGCCUCAACGGGGUGGGCAUCGGGUCGCUGGGGCGGACGGGGGUCAGGGGCCUCGGGGGCCUCGGGCUCACGGACUACACGGGCAACGGCACGCUCGGGGGGCGGGGGCCUCGCGGAGGUCACGGGGCCGGGCACGGGGGCGGCGUCAACGGCGGGAUGAUCGGCGGCGACCGCUACCGGACCAUCGUCGGGUACGGGAGAGAGCCGUGAUCCUGAUCCGUAGCUGUCGCACGUCCCACACCCCUAUCGCCGACGAGUAUUCGUUCCUUCACUGUGAUGCCCACAAGCCUAGUGAUGAGAGCCAAAUAACACUAGCACAUCAUUCCAAAGUAUUAAAUAAUUUUUCUAGGUUUUAAGAUAAUGAUAAUGAAAAGGCCUGUGAACUCAGCCGACUUGUGAUGCAAAUAAGAAAUGACUGUCCCUAGAGCGUGACAACAGAUGCCUUAUUAUCAAAAACUUGUAAGUCAAUUCAUGGCUUGAAUGACGCUUUCGGGUUGUAAAAUAAAUUGAAGUUAUUUUUUAAAAUCUAAAUAAACCUAACUUGGCACAAAUAAUUGCUACCUUCAUUCCAAAAUUUAAAUAAACAUUUUUUUAUGAGAGAAACAAGAAUACAGUAUGAUUGGACUAAGCUUUGUAAAAUAAUUGUAAAUUGUACUAGAAGCUUUUGAUAAUAAUGUGUACAUAGUACAGGGAAUUUUUUUACUUCAAAUGAUUUAUCUAGAGAGAUUUUAAAGAAUUUGUUGAGGCCAAAUGAUGAUUCAGUAUUUUGCACUCAAAUAUUCAGUCGGAAAGUGUGCCAUAUGAAAAUUAAAAAUUUAAUUCCUCCUGAAUUCACAAAGCUUUAAAAAUGUAGUCAUUUGUGAUUCAAGUCAGAGGAGGAAUAUGACUGUUACAAGCAAAAUAAUAUGUAAGAUCUUUUAAGUCUUUGAAUAAGAAUUCAAUAGAAUAAGAAUUGAUCAUAAGUGCCCACUUCUAGUGUGCUGUGAUAGUUUGACUAGACAAAGUUAGAUGCAUAUCACAUAUCCAUAGCCAAAGGUUGUGAGUUGGGGCUACAAAUAAAAAUUGAAAACAGCAAUCAAAAUUAUUUUGACUCAAACUGGAAUCAAGAGCUUUCAUUCUUCAGCUAGCACAGAUUUUCCAAAGCUUUUGAAUUGACUGUCCUUAGCAUACAAGGAUUUAAUCUGAGCUAAUACAAAUAUUCCACAUAGCAACAUUCCUUACCAUUUUUACAUGUAAGUACUUCUUUUUCCUCUGAACUAUUUGAAAAAGAAAUAAAUAAUCCCUAUGGAACUUGUAUGUUUAAAUUUUAUAAAGAGUCACUUGUCCUAUCUUUCAUAAAUCUAAGUCUAAGAGUGAAUGCAUAUUUAUACCACCAUUUUAAGGCCAUAUUAGUAUAAGAAACCAACUAAAAUAAGACUUUCAGGGUUAAAUGUAAAAUUGUCAUCACUAUGGCAUAUAAAAAAGGCUAAAGAUUAUGUUUUUCUUCUUCAAUUAAUUUAAAUACUGUAUUUGACUUUCUUUUCAAUCAAUCUAAUGUUUUGCACCAUCCCAUUUUUUUUAUUUUUUAUUUUUUUGAAGGAACAGACCAAAGUAAUUUGAGGCCAUACCUAAAUUCCGCAUGUCUACUAUGGCAAGAUCAGUAUUAAUUCAUGUAUGUUUACCACGUACCAUUGUACAAUACAUGCGUAUUAUUCUGUAGACCUUAAACAUUCUGUUAAGUUUGUACAUUUUAUAAAGAACUGAACACAAUAAAGACAUGCCAUGAAUCAG
Messenger RNA from Frankliniella occidentalis (western flower thrips), 4051 nucleotides. RefSeq lists its product as uncharacterized. Lineage: Eukaryota; Metazoa; Arthropoda; Insecta; Thysanoptera; Thripidae. Bases 476 to 2230 code for a protein of 584 amino acids. The record is from RefSeq and is a predicted model, not a curated record. The transcript is spliced from 5 exons.